AAUAUACGCUAAAAUAUAUAUGCUCUAUACAAAAUAUACGCCCUAUAUACGUUCUAUUCCUUAAAAAAAUAAAACUCCGAAAAGUCACUUCCCGUACUUGACAGCGUUGAGGUCAUAGUUCACAGGGUCGGAGGUAACCAAGAGAAAUCAACGAUUGGUUGAGAGAUUUCAACUGGAGUUAUCAUGCCCACCCUCUCGUAAUGCCAACAGUGGUGCCUUAUGAGUUUACAAGAUAAUCUAACGUUUAUAGUUAUGCACUGUUAUGUUGUACGAUUUAUGUUUUAUUCGUCUUCGUUUGACUUGAACAUAUUUUGGCUCUACAUGCAACGUUAGCUAGCCUGAUGUAAUUUCUAAAAUCGGUAAUAUGCCGGGAAAGUUAGCUAGCUAGCACUGUGUAGUGCUGCUCAGUGUAGCUAGCUAGUUACCAAGUCUGUUCGUGUACAAAUGUUAGCUUGUUGGCUUGCUAUGUUGCUAACAGAAAAUGUAGUCUAGCUAAUAUUUUUCUCAAUACCUAACACACAGCUAACAAAUAGUAGCUUAACACACAUUUAACAGGUUUUAAUGAACAUGUUUGGAAAGUGGUGUGACAUAUGCAGGCAGCACCUGUAAUUUGGUAGCAACGUUACGUGUCAGCUGCAAGGCUAGCCCAGUCUAAGCAUGUCAACGCCAAAGAUGACUUCUGUAUAUCUACCUCAUUGGGAAAGCGGCGAGAGAAGAAUUCGUUUCUUGCACCUUGCUGGUUCCAGCUCGUUCAAAAUUUGCGACAGUGGCAGUGCUGAGGAGACUAUGGUACCUCUUUUUCUGGGUGCCGACCUGUUCUCAAAAACCGCUAUUAGGACAGAGAAUCAUCCGAGAUACCAUGCCAAGUUUGCCAAAAAAGGGUUGGCAACAAAGCUUGCGUUUUCCUCAGAAUUCCGGUUUCACGGACUGAGGCUUCCCACAGCCAGCAGCAGUCUGUGGUUCUACAGCAUCCAAGGUCUCUUUAGGGUGGCCUUUGAACUGUACAACAAACAAGAGCAACUCUUUGUGCUGGAGUCAUUUCAGGAGCUAUGGAAGUCGCGAAUAAACGACGACCCCCUGAACGCGUGCUAUGACCUGAGCACCCAACUGGACGCCCCUCAGCCCGAAGAGAUUGUAGCGAUGUACGACAGAGAAACGCUUCACAAGCUGAGAUCUCAGAUCACCAAAGGGACACGUCUGGAUUUACCUCAGCCGACAGAGGUGCCCGAUGCAGCCCGCGAGGAGGACACGCCCCCUACCGACGGCAAGUCUACCGCCGACCACGACUACUGCUGCCCUGCCGACGGCGACUCGGCCGUUCGGCCGGACCACCUCCGCCUCGUCUUCAAAAAACUCGCAAGCUUGGAGAAGGCUUUGAAGGACUCAGAGCUCCAUUUGGGGAAGGAACAGCAGGAGGCCAUCCUCCUUCUGAUGGACCACACGGAGAGAUUUGUGGCACAGGGCCUGGAUGAGGAGGCGCUGGCCGACGCGGUGUCGGGGCUCCUGCGGACCCAGGGGCCAGGUCCCGGGGCAGGGGACUCCGUCUACUCCAGCCCCCUGCUCCGGGCCGUUGGCGGCUGGCUGGGCCGGCAGUUCCACGCCGCCAACGCCUGCAUCAGCCGGCAGGUGGAGGGCUUCAAGGUGCGGCACAUCGAGCGCAUCACGGACCUGCCGCCGGCCGAGGAGCUGGCGGGGGAGCUGUUCCCCGAGGCCAUGAGGGUGCUGCUGCUCAGCUGGAUGGGCCUGGACGAGGCCUCGGCCCUGUGGAAGCGCCAGAGCGAGUAUCCCAUCCUGCUCCUCAUCCUGGAGUUCGCCAACCACAACCUCAUCACCGGCGUGGCGCACGUCCUCUACUCCAGCCUCAUAUGCAAGUAGAGCAGGGAACUCCAACUCCGGUCCUAGAGGACUGCAGCUUCUGCUGGGUUUUUUUGUGCGUGCGUUUCAGCGCUCAAGUGACGCAGGUAACCAGUUUGUUAGCCAGAGUGCUUGCUCAGUUUGGCUGAAGACUCAUCACACCCUGUUUCCAAGACCCAAAUUGGCUGCAGAUUUAAAAAAAACCCAAAAACCAGCAGUCCAGCACAGCAGAGUAUGAAUUCACCCAAGCAGAGAGGAAACAUUGUUCCGCUCAUUUUUGCAGAACUGUAUGGCUGCUGAAAUUAGUCUAAUGAGAAAAUGCCCCAAAAAACCUGCUUGGCUAAGGGUUAGAUAUCACUUCUGUGAGAGAACUUUAAGGCUUGACAUGUUGCUCUUCACUUCACAUUACAAAAGCUCUGUGAGAAAAGCCCUUUAAUUGUACCAUUUAUUGGCUGUUCUAAAAGCCACGUCAGAGGAGAAUAGCUUUCAGAAAAUAAGAUCAGUUCGACACAUUGGAGUUCAACCAGGGUUUCCUCUAAUCCGAUUACAGUACACCAACGUUCAAUACAAUUCCAGGAAACAAAAUUCCAAUAAGCGUAAACGGGUUUGUUUAAAUGGACAACACUGAUCAUAGCCGGGUCGUGACAGCCGCUGGUUUGAUUCUUGGCCAUUAUAAACAGAUUUGUGAUUGUGUUCAUUAUGUGAACAUAAAUAUACAUAGCAAAU
Molecule: messenger RNA, 2580 nt
Organism: Anguilla anguilla (European eel)
Lineage: Eukaryota; Metazoa; Chordata; Actinopteri; Anguilliformes; Anguillidae
Exons: 4
Coding region: 658-1875 (405 amino acids)
Source: RefSeq, a predicted model, not a curated record